CAAGGUUCUUACUUGUUUGUUACUUCAAUUUACAUCUUCACAUUUGAACCUCAUCUCUUCUGGGAAUUGAUCGUCCUUUUCGCUCUCUUCUGAGCUUCUGCACUUGUGCAACAAUCCCUGAUUCACUACAUCAUUACUCAUCACGAUCAGCCACCACAUCUUCUUUGUCCUAUUGCUGUCAGCCAUAGACUGGACGUCACUCUUUCCUUUGUCACCCUCCCAUCAAACACUCAUUUUUUACACUGGGACAAUCCGGUCAUGUCAUAACCUACCCCCAACUGUGUGUCGUCCACCUGUCCUGGUCUAGAAACGCCAAACUCCCCCCCUAACAUUUCCAUAUUCUUACCUGGUCGUUCCUCUCAACAGGAUUAGACCUCGACGCUGAACCCUAAUAACCACUUCCCCCCUCUGUUCGAGUCAAUAUCAACAAAGACUUGGUUCCCCGUUCUUGAUCAUGGCCUCUCCAGCAAUGCAUCCCACCAGACCAAAUGGCUGGGUUGAUCUUCGUCGUCCAGGAGAUUAUCCUAUCAUCCUCGGCGAAACCCUCAAAUCUGGCGACAAAUCACCCAACUCCCUCAUCAACAUCCGCUACAACUGGCAACCCAAGUCAGGUUUCGCCUCUCGAAAUAGUCGACUGACCGAAUCCGGCAAUGGCUAUCAACUGAGCGUCAAAGACGUCGAUAGCGAGGAGGAACCCUACCAGUAUACAGCCAACUCAAGACCCCAAUCAUCUCCCCGCGAAAAUUCUCGGACGCCUUCUUCUUUGGCCUUGAUCUUUGACAAAUCAAAGUCUGCUUUCGUUCUCGAGUCGAUAUCUACCUCGAUAGAUAUGAAUCUCAAGGCAGGACCCGGUCAUCCUGUCAAAUCUGCACGAUCAAUGCCACAGUUACCCUCGGCCAAAGAUGCUCCUGCCGAAGCUUCUCCCACCAACGGCAACACCAAAUCCAACUCUACGCCAGACGAUGACCCCGGUCCAGGCGACUCGGCCAACCCUUUUGAUUUCCGUCACUUCAUCGCUGAAGCUCGCGAGAAUCUAGAAAAGACGUCUCAGCAACAGGCAGGAAACCGAACUCCCAUGAGUAUGAGCGGCAUCUCCACCCCAGUUCCGCCUGGCGCUGGCCGCUUUACCGCCACGACACCUCAAAUGCCUCCCAAAAAAUCAACUUCUUUACCAAAGAGCACCGGCACAGCAGCGCAGAAACGUGGCCUCGGGCAUUCCAGGACGACGUCCUCGGCUACGGCGACCAAACGUAAUCCUCCCACCAAUUCCUCCAAGAUCAAAUCUCAAGAACGCAUUGUCGACUCAUCCUCAUCUGGCUCUGAAAACGAGACUAUCGCUGUUGUUCGCCGACAUCAAACCUCGGCCAAACCGGAACCAACCAAGACAAAAGCGUCACGCUCUUCAGCGGCACCUGCCCCCUCCAAGUCCCACGGUCGCAAUCUCUCGGCCAACAUUGGUAGCUCCCCUCACAUUAUCAUCAACGACGAUGAGGGUGGUCUUGAAAUCGACAUGGGCAGUCCCCCACCAGAAGACAAAUGGAAGAAUCGCCGUAACCGAAUCAACCCCGAGAUGUUCGACCGGUCACAUACAGGAACACCCAUUGGCGGCGCCGGUCGAGGACUCGGUCUUGGAUCCGGCACAGGAUUUGGCGCCAAAAGCAAUGAUCGAGAUAACGACGUGAUCAUGAAAGAUGUAAACCAUCGUAAAGACGAUAUCGAUGACAACGAGGAGGAGGAGAACGACGACGACGAAGACAACGACGUGGAUGAAUUCGACCUGGGCAGCCCGCGCGACACACGCAUGUCUGUUCCACAUGGAGGAAACGUCUCGAGAACCGAAGACCAAGCCGCCGCCGCCGCCGACGACGAUGAAGAACUCGAUGAAGAAGCUCUACUUGCCGCUGAACUCGAAGCCGCUUUAGAUGAAGAAGACGAUGAAUUUUCCGCUUCUGCGGAUGCUGGCGCCGUCGGACUGGGCAUUCGAGCUCCUCAUCAGCAUCUAAUGGACGAUGAGGAUGAAAGUGAAGUUAGCGAGGAAGAGUGAAUGAGGAAGGAGUAAAGGAAAGAAUGAAAGAAAGAAAGUGAUGACACGUCAGGAUAGACUUGGAUUGGAUGAACUUGGACAGAGUCGAUCGAUCGAUCGAUCGAUCUAUCUCUCUAUCUACAAAUACUGUGCGAAGAAUAUCCCGACCAUCCUGUUUGUGAUCAAGAGACAUUUGCUUGGGGAAAGAAAGGGAUACAAUACUUAGGUAUCUGUACCGUUCUGGAUAUGGUUUUAUGGUACCAACCUUGGUUAGAGAGAUACCUGAUCAAACUACCGGAAAAUGUGCUAUUAUAGUAAAUGUGCACCAGGGAAAUUCGAAUUCAAAUUCAAAUCUACGAUAGAGUGAUAUAGGAAGUUCAAUGGCCCUAAGUAAGUACUAGGAUGACGAGAUAGUUGGGC
Molecule: messenger RNA, 2443 nt
Organism: Exophiala mesophila
Lineage: Eukaryota; Fungi; Ascomycota; Eurotiomycetes; Chaetothyriales; Herpotrichiellaceae
Exons: 1
Coding region: 455-2044 (529 amino acids)
Source: RefSeq, a predicted model, not a curated record